AUGGCAGCUCCCGGCAAGACUUUUAUUGUCGAGCAUCUCGACCCUGAACUAGGCCCCUGGUCAGAGCUCGAGUAUCUCGCCAUUGCUCGCGAGACUCAGGAUACCAACGGUUCUUUCAUCCUUUCCAGCUUACCUCCUACUUUCAAGGUUCCAGCAGACCUCGCCAGCAACCCCGCCUUCACUGCUGAGCAGCGUGGUGUUGAGGAGCUUUAUGCUGCCAACAAGUCCAAGGUUUGCCUGCUUGAUCCAUCUGCCGCCAAGGACCUUUCUCCUGAGGACGGCGACACCUUUGAUGCCUUUUUGUUUGGUGGUAUUCUCGGCGAUGACCCUCCACGAGACCGUACUUCAGAGCUCCGAAAGAAGGGCUUUGAGGGUCGCAGACUUGGUCCUAAGCAAAUGACGACAGAUACUGCUGUGCGAGUUACCCGUAUCGUCGUCCAAGACAAGGUGCCUGUUGACCAGGUCCCUUACCUGGAUUUCCCCGAGCUCAAGUUCAAUGAGCACGAGAGCACCGAGAUGCCCUUCCGCUAUGUCAAGGGUGAAGACGGCAAGCCCAUUAUGCCCAAGGGCAUGGUUGAGCUAAUCCAGAAGGAUUCCGACAAGGCAGUGAAUGACCUUUUCUAA
This is a messenger RNA of Fusarium poae, 624 nucleotides long. RefSeq lists its product as uncharacterized. Lineage: Eukaryota; Fungi; Ascomycota; Sordariomycetes; Hypocreales; Nectriaceae. The coding region runs from base 1 to 624 and encodes 207 amino acids. Gene Ontology annotation, molecular function: protein-arginine omega-N monomethyltransferase activity. Gene Ontology annotation, biological process: peptidyl-arginine methylation. The record is from RefSeq and is a predicted model, not a curated record. The transcript has 5 exons.